CUUCACAUUCUUUUCUUCAUAUACACAUACAUUUAUCAUUAUAUUUAUACCAUCAUUUUUCUUGUAUACGCUACACCAACAUUUUGUUAUACACAUUAAACCGUUCUUAACUCGAAAAUAGAGACCGCGAAAACCGUCAUUAAUGGAAGAAAUUGCUUCUUUGCUCUCUUUUGGGUGUAAGUUAGUUAAAGAUCUAGAAGAAACCCUACCCAACAUGGCAAACCAGCCUCAUGUUCUCAUUAGUUCAUGUGAUGAUAUCAGUAAGGUUUUCGGUAACGUGCGCGACCGGUUGAGCAUGGCGGUGCAGGACUAUGGGAACCACGAGGCGCAGGCUGGUGGCGGUGGGUCGGUGUCGGAGUGGCUCAGGAGUUCACAAGCAAUGAAUAUGCAGGUGUUGCAUGAACAUGAACAAGUGGCUCAACACCAGCAGCAUAGGUUUGAUCAGGGUGUUGGUGGUCAAGAACAUUUGGAUGGUUCGUUGCUACGAACACGAAGAAGAAAACAUGAAGCGGAUAGACGAACCAUUAGAGUGCCUGCGCCUAGAAUGGGGAACACAGAAGUUCCACCGGAAGAUGGCUACACUUGGAGAAAAUAUGGUCAGAAGGAAAUUCUUGGUUCUAGAUUUCCAAGGGGAUAUUACAGAUGCACCCACCAGAAAUUAUACAACUGUCCAGCUAAGAAACAAGUACAAAGACUUGAUAACGACCCCUUCACUUUUGAAGUAACAUAUCGGGGUGAUCAUACAUGUACCAUGUCCUCUACCGCGCCCUCCAUGGCCCCACCACCGCCAGUCGAGGCUAUAACCACCCAUUCUCCACCAACUCAUUUGGCACCUACGGCGUCACAAUCACUCCCUCAAUGGUUAUCGAUAGAUCUCAAACAGUCAGUCGGAGAUCUUUAUAGUAUUACGCAUCAAAGCAUGCAACCCUUUAGGAACCAAACCGAUAUCGGUAAUGAGGCAGGCCCAUCGUCUCCUACUAACUAUGUCGACUAUCCAAGAGUGACAGAUCUAGCGGAUACGAUGUUUAAUUCUGGUAGUAGCAGCAAUAAUAGUAUGGAACUAAUUUUUUCUUCUCAAAAUGAAGAAAAAAAGGAGGGUGGAGAUAAUACACAUUAAUUACAUACAUUAAAAAAACAAUCAAGUUUUUGUACCUUUAGGAAUGCUACAUUUAACAAAUAAAUAGGUUAUCUUUGGUAAGGUUCUAAUUGCCAAAUGUAUAAGUUUCCUUUCAUCCUUUUAGCUCAUGUAAUUUAUGAAAAUUGAUUUUACAUUUUACUUUUUUUA
Messenger RNA from Helianthus annuus (common sunflower), 1285 nucleotides. Its product is annotated as WRKY transcription factor 55. The transcript is spliced from 3 exons. Gene Ontology annotation, molecular function: DNA-binding transcription factor activity; transcription cis-regulatory region binding. Gene Ontology annotation, biological process: regulation of DNA-templated transcription. Gene Ontology annotation, cellular component: nucleus. The record is from RefSeq and is a predicted model, not a curated record. Bases 143 to 1117 code for a protein of 324 amino acids. Lineage: Eukaryota; Viridiplantae; Streptophyta; Magnoliopsida; Asterales; Asteraceae.